AUGGUUAAAAUUUCAGAUAAUCCUUAUAAAAUUGAUUUUGUCAAAUGCAUUGUAGAAGAUAGAUUGUUGCAAAUAAGAAAUAAAAAUGAUAUAGAUGUACCAGAGCUAGUUAAUGUAUGGACGAUUGAUAUUAACCCUAAAGAUUCCAAGAAAUGGAUUGAUUUUAUUAAAGUUAAUAUUACUGAUCAAGAUCCUGUUUCAUAUUUACAUGUAAAAAGGUUAAAAAAAUUAACAAUAGAUUGCACUGAAAAAGAGCAGAAUAAAACAAAAAUAGUUUUAAGAAUUAUAUUGUGUUCAGUAAAGAUGAUUACACAUGAAAGUGAUGUUAUUACUUUAAUACGCGAUAAUUCUACAGAGGACUUAAUUAACAGAUACGACAAUUUAACCUGUAAAUAUCUAGUACCAAUGGGAAAUCCAUCCACUAAGGAACGAAUGCUAGAAUGGAGUAAAUUAUAUUGGCCUUUGAUCUGGCGUGGUAAUCCAAAUGAUCAAAUUUUGAAUGACUAUAAGUUUGACAUGAUUCAAAUAAAGAAUAUUUUGAAAGAAAUUACAAAAUUAUCUCAAAAAGAAAAACUAAAUGGAAACGAAUUUCCAAUUAUCACAGCAUUCGUAAACCCGAAUGAUUCAAAGAACAUCAUAUACUCCAUGGAUACUAGAGUAGCUGAAAAUGGGAUACCGACAGAUCAUAGUAUAAUGAAUGGUAUCAAGAAAGUGGCAGAUUUGGAAGUGAAAAGAAGGGCAUUAAUGUCAAAGAGUGAUUUGUCAAACGAACAUCAAGUUAAUGAUGAUAUUAAGAACCACCAAACAUACCUUUGCUUUAAUUUUGACAUUUAUACAACUCAUGAACCAUGUUCUAUGUGUUCAAUGGCAUUGGUUCAUUCUCGAAUUAAAAGAUUGAUUUUUAUUAAACCAAUGGUUAAGACAGGAACUUUAAAACCAGAAAGUGGAAAAGGUUUUUGUAUGCAUAGUAAUAAGUUAUUAAAUUCGAAAUAUGAAGUGUUUCAAUGGCUUGGUGAUGAAUUUCCUAUAGACGAUAUUGAUCUUGAGGUUUCAUGUUAA
Messenger RNA from Henningerozyma blattae CBS 6284, 1059 nucleotides. RefSeq names its product Tad3p (gene TAD3). Gene Ontology annotation, molecular function: tRNA-specific adenosine-34 deaminase activity. The transcript has a single exon. The record is from RefSeq and is a predicted model, not a curated record. The coding region runs from base 1 to 1059 and encodes 352 amino acids. Gene Ontology annotation, cellular component: cytoplasm; nucleus. NCBI's taxonomy places the organism in Eukaryota, Fungi, Ascomycota, Saccharomycetes, Saccharomycetales, Saccharomycetaceae.